AAGUUAUAGUAGUUAAAUAUUUUUUUUUGAACCAUCAUGUUAAUUUUUUUGCAGUAAAAAGGGUUUGACCAUAGAAUCAAGCAUAAUCAACUACCACGCCUUGACAAGACAUUUAAACCAUCCUUCACAUAUUUCAAAUGGAUGUAUCAGAUUUCGAUACUAAUUUCUCUUCUACUAAUGGCAGUAAUAUUAAAUUUCUAAGCCAGCGUCUAAAUCAAUAUGGAGAUCAAGGGCUACAUUUCAAUUUGGUUAGAAUAGACUGGAUUUUAGAUGAAGGUCCAUAUAAUUACCCAGGAGAGGUUACUGCUGAAGAUUUAACCAAGAUCUUCCAAGAUGUGAUUGAUUUAAUUACUAAUCUGAUGAAUGUUAUCAAGUUGGAUGAAGAUAAUCAAAAUACACUCAUUAAUUUUUUCAACAAUGGUCGUUUAGAUAAGUUAAUGUCAAUUUUAGUGAUUGACUCAUUAUUUAAGAAUGUUCAUAUUGAUCAAACUACCACUGAACAAAUCAUUGGUUUAAAUAUAUUGCUACUGACUGCAAAGUAUUUUAUUGAAUUCAUUUAUGAAUUUGCAUCAACUUCUCAUUAUAAUUUAACGAUCGGUUGCAGCCAUACCAUAUCAGUGUUACAAUAUGUUUCUGACAUUCAAAGCAAUAUAGAAGAAGAAUAUUUUAAAGAAGCUAGUUGCUUAUUUAAUGAAUUAGAGGAAUCCUCCUUUGAUGGAAAUGUUUUUAGAUCUUUAUCAAUUGAAAUAUUUAAGAAUUGUUACCCAUGCCUGGAAAUAUUCAAUUAUUUGAACUAUAGAAUUCAAUUUUAUCACAAUGAUAACAACGAUAUUAUUUAUGAUUACGUUGAUCAACUAUAUUUCCUAACUAAGAACUUGCAGACUCAGUCCCAAAUUAGUGCAAAUAUUUACCAUGGAUUAGAUAUCUAUAAAGAAAUAUUGAAAUCUUCCAUAUUAACGUUAUCAAAAACUUCACAAAUAUCAGAAAGUGCAUAUGGAACCAAUUUCAAUCAAUUAAUAUUGAUAUUUAAUGAAAUAUAUGAUGAAGAUCUUAUACUUUCACAAAUAAUACCUAAUAAAACCAUUAUUAAAAAUAGUGAUGCUGAAGAUGAUUAUGGAACAAGCAACUACAAAUAUUAUUUAGCUAGUGAAAUUGACAAGAGAAAACCGGAAUGGGUUGAUCUUUAUUACAAGACUACAUACACUGAUAGUAAUGUGAUGAAUACUAAUGAAGAAGAGAUUGAACAUACAGAAGAGGUAGAAGAUGAAAAUAUUGAAAAUUGCCAAUCUAGUAUUCUAGUACCGAAAUUUGGAUUUAGAUACAAAUUAAAAGGCUAUCUAGGACUAGAUAUAUCCACACGAGGUAAUUGGCAUAGUUUUUUCCGAAAAUUUAAACUUACUAGGUGAUAAUAAUUAAAAUUAAUUUGUUAUAUGUACAUUCGUAGAUAUUAUAUACA
Scheffersomyces coipomensis is the source of this 1456-nucleotide messenger RNA. RefSeq lists its product as uncharacterized. The transcript has a single exon. Bases 138 to 1406 code for a protein of 422 amino acids. NCBI's taxonomy places the organism in Eukaryota, Fungi, Ascomycota, Pichiomycetes, Serinales, Debaryomycetaceae. The record is from RefSeq and is a predicted model, not a curated record.